Thlaspi arvense is the source of this 3387-nucleotide messenger RNA. NCBI's taxonomy places the organism in Eukaryota, Viridiplantae, Streptophyta, Magnoliopsida, Brassicales, Brassicaceae. The record is from the annotation of a GenBank genome assembly.
AUGGAGGGUUUAACCAACAGAGAAGAAGGAAGGAAAGAGGAUAGAAACGCGGUGGAAGAAAGGGGAAAGGGAUAUCCUAAAACGCCUUUUCGAACGUCGGCGCUCGCUCUGUGUCGUCGUCUUCGCGGAGCUCAGUUGAAAAUGCUAACGGCUGAUAUACCGCCGAAUCAGUCAAUCUACAUUAAAAAUAUCAAUGAGAAGAUCAAUAAAGAAGAGCUGAAGAGAUCUCUUUACUGUUUGUUUUCUCACUUUGGAAGGAUACUUGAUGUGGUUGCGUUGAAGACUCCAAAGCUCCGGGGACAAGCUUGGGUUGUGUUUACUGAAGUCACAGCUGCUAGUAAUGCCGUCCGUCAGAUGCAAAACUUUCCCUUCUAUGAUAAGCCAAUGCUGAUACAAUAUGCGAAAUCAAAGUCAGAUUGUGUUUCUAAAGCCGAAGGUGCUUUUGUUCCUAGAGAAAAGAAGAUGAAGCAAGAAGAGAAAGCUGAAAGGAAGCGAGAAACCCAACAACCAAGUAACGGCGCAACCGCUCAGAACGAAAGGCCUGCGCCUUCGUUCCAGCCGAGCCGGCAAGACACGAUGCCACCAAACAACAUACUCUUCAUUCAGAAUCUUCCCAUUGAAACGACGAGCAAGAUGCUUCAUCUGCUCUUUGAACAAUACCCGGGAUUCAAGGAGAUAAGAAUGAUUGAAGCGAAACCUGGAAUUGCGUUUGUGGAGUACGAAGAUGAUGUUCAAUCUUCUAUGGCCAUGCAGGCUCUUCAGGGUUUCAAGAUCACUCCUCAGAAUCCAAUGGUCGUCUCUUUCGCCAAGAAGACUUUUAGGAAAUUUGAAACCACGAAUUUUAGAAUGGGGAGAUUAAGGUGCACAAGAAAGAUCGUAACAAUGUCAAAGCUAGACCUGGGGGAGGCGAACUCGAUGCAGAGAGGCAAAGUUCAUGGGCCCUUCUUUAUGGACAGCAUUGUGUGCGAGAAAAACCACAUGUUAACCUCGAAGGGCGUUUUCUUGGGCAGUGACCCUUUCAGAUACGCGAUGCCACUUCUCUUGAUCCAAAUGGCCGCCAUCAUCAUCACCUCAAGGCUUCUCUUCCGCCUCCUCAAGCCCUUGAAGCAAGGCAUGAUCUCUGCCCAAGUCUUGGCUGGUGUACUCUUAGGACCGUCUCUCUUGGGCCAAAGCGACAGAUACAUGGAUAUGUUCUUUCCCAUAAGCGGGAAAAUCACUCUACAAACGGUCUCAAACAUCGGUUUCUUCAUCCAUCUUUUCUUACUGGGGCUAAGAAUCGACGCUAGCAUUCUCCGUAAAGCCGGCUCCAAAGCCCUGUGCAUCGGUAUUGCCUCCUACGUAUUCCCGUUCUCCCUCGGUAACCUCACCGUCCUCUUCUUGAAAAACACUUACAAGCUCCCGCCGGACGUUGUCCACUGCAUCAGCACAGUGAUCUCCCUCAACGCAAUGACCUCCUUCCCGGUCACCACGACCGUCUUAGCCGAGCUCAACAUCCUUAACUCUGAUCUCGGACGGUUAGCCACGAACUGCUCCAUCGUCUGCGAGGCCUUUAGCUGGGUCGUGGCACUCGUUUUCAGGAUGUUCUUGCGGGACGGGACACUCGCAAGCGCUUGGUCUUUCGCUUGGGUCACCGGUCUUCUCUUGGUGAUAUUUGUCAUCUGCAGACCGGCCAUCAUCUGGUUGACGGAGAGAAGAAGCACUUCGAUCGAUAAACAAGACGACAUUCCCUUCUUCCCGAUUAUAAUGGUCUUGCUGGUGAUAAGCUUGACCUCCGAGGUGCUCGGGGUCCACGCGGCGUUCGGAGCGUUCUGGCUCGGAGUAUCGCUCCCUGAUGGACCUCCGCUGGGGACCGGGCUCACGACCAAGCUCGAGAUGUUUGCGUCGAGCCUUAUGCUCCCUUGUUUCAUCGCCAUUAGUGGAUUGCAGACCAAUUUCUUCGUGAUCGGAGAGAGCCACGUGAAGAUCAUUGAGGCCGUGAUCCUCAUUACCUACACCUGCAAGUUCCUCGGAACCGUAGCCGCUUCCGCGUAUUGCAAAAUACAGAUCGGAGACGCACUCUCUUUGGCCUUUUUGAUGUGUUGUCAAGGAGUCAUCGAGAUCUACACAUCCGUCAUGUGGAAAGACGAAAAGGUUCUAAACACAGAAUGCUUCAAUCUUGUUAUCAUCACGAUCUUGCUCGUAACCGGCAUUUCGAGAUUCCUCGUCGUUAUCCUCUACGAUCCAUCGAAACGCUACAGAAGCAAGAGCAAGAGAACGAUCCUCAAUACGAGACAGCGAAACCUUCAGUUUCGUCUCCUCCUCUGUGUUUACAACGUCGAAAAUGUACCUUCCAUGGUUAACCUUUUAGAAGCUUCUUACCCAAGUAGGUUCAGCCCGAUCUCCGUCUUCACGCUGCACCUCGUCGAGCUCAAAGGCCGAGCGCACGCAGUGCUGAUGCCGCAUCACCAGAUGAACAAACUCGAUCCCAACACGGCCCAAUCCACGCAGAUCGUCAACGGUUUCCAACGGUUCGAGCAGCAGCACCAAGGAACCCUAAUGGCUCAGCAUUUCACAGCUGCAGCUCCAUUCUCCAGCAUCAACGACGACAUCUGUACUCUCGCCCUCGACAAGAAAGCCACGCUCAUCGUCAUCCCGUUCCACAAACAGUAUGCGAUAGACGGAACGGUCGACCACGUGACCCCCGCGAUCCGAAGCAUAAACCUUAACGUGCUGGAGAAGGCACCUUGCUCGGUGGGAAUAUUCAUCGACCGAGGAGAAACAGAAGGCCGACGCUCGGUCCUCAUGAGCCACACGUGGCGUAACAUUGCAGUGAUCUUCAUCGAAGGUCGAGACGACGCGGAAGCGCUCGCGUUCUGUAUGAGAAUCGCGGAGCACCCGGAAGUGAACGUCACGAUGAUCCAUUUCCGGCACAAGAACUCCAUCAACCACAGCCACAACCACAACCACAACGUAGUAGAAGACGAAAGCGAAUUCGCGGAGUCUCGCCUCAUAAACGAUUUCAAGAGCUUCUCACUGAACAAACCCAAAGUACAUUACAUUGAAGAGAUCGUGAGGGAUGGUGUCCAGACGACGCAAGUGAUUAGUGCACUUGGGGAUACAUAUGACAUGGUGGUUGUGGGUCGUGACCAUGACCUGGAGUCGUCCGUACUGUACGGACUUACGGACUGGAGCGAGUGCCCUGAGCUAGGUGUGAUCGGAGACAUGUUUGCGUCCACGGAUUUUCAUUUCUCGGUGCUUGUGAUUCACCAGCAAGAAGGAGAGGCUCUUGCGAUGGAUAAUAGCUAUAAAUUGCCAGAUUCGCCCCCUAAGGGUGGGGAUUCAAGAGUGCACCCACGUUUCUCUGUUGAUGAAGGGUUUACUUCCAUUGAUCUUCAUAACAACCGUUAA